CCUCCCUCUGUUAAAGAGUAGACAAUGAGGCCACAGAAGAUAGUCAAGAUAGCAAGGAAAUGGCAGCAAAUUGCCUCGUCAAGGAGGGCAGGAAUCUCUUUCCCGAGAACGAACCUUAAGUUGAAAGACCCACCAUAUGUAACAGACGAAGGCCAUUUUGUUGUUUACACAACUGAUCAGAGGCGUUUUGUGGUUCCGUUAUGGUUUCUCUCUAGCGACCUCUUCCAAGAGAUGUUCAAGUUGUCCGAAGACGAAUUUGGACUGUCGAGCAAUAGCCCUAUAACCGUGCCUUGUGAUGCAGCAUCGAUGGAGUAUAUGAUUUUGCUCAUUGAACGAGGUUUAGCUAAGGAUUUGGAGAAGGCUUUGCUUAGUACUCUAAUUACGUCCACUGCUUCUUUGGACAGAAAAUAUGCGGAAGAGCAAGUGCUUGUUUGCGGUUAAUAUAGGGAAUCUCUGAAUGUACAUAUAUUAAGAAUCGUGC
Punica granatum (pomegranate) is the source of this 481-nucleotide messenger RNA. Lineage: Eukaryota; Viridiplantae; Streptophyta; Magnoliopsida; Myrtales; Lythraceae. The record is from RefSeq and is a predicted model, not a curated record.